Molecule: messenger RNA, 927 nt
Organism: Parathielavia appendiculata
Lineage: Eukaryota; Fungi; Ascomycota; Sordariomycetes; Sordariales; Chaetomiaceae
Exons: 3
Coding region: 1-756 (251 amino acids)
Source: RefSeq, a predicted model, not a curated record
AUGGAUGCGACCCAACCGCCGCUGCACCUGGUCAACCUUGCACAGCUCUUCCGGGACGGACCUGUCCGGACGCAGCGCCGAUGGAUCGAGCUCGCCGCACUCCGAGGCCAAGGAAUUAGCCCCCAAGCCCCGCGCAAACAGCUGGGAACCCAUGUGCCUCGGACUAAGGUGGUCGUAGAGCCCGCGCCCAGCCACGACGGCUCCACCACCUUUGCCGCCUACUCCUUGCCGGUGCCUCUGCUGCCAGCCGACCCGGACAGCGAGGACGGCUAUAGCAACGGCCCGCCUACCACAGAACCAAAGAAGCACCGCCCUAUAUUCGGAAUUCGCAUCUACGACAUGGCGUCGGAUGCUACGGUUGAGCGUGCUGCCGUUCUUGCGCGGCGCGUCUCGGAGCUGACGCGCGAUGAUCACUCGUGGGAGCAAGCGCUUGAAGGUACCACUGAUGUCGGCGGCGAGGCUCUCUAUGGGCGGUUCCUCAGAGUCCGCUACGACAGGACCCGGGACGAGUCUGACUCGGAGGAUGAGGACAAGCCAAGGCGCGAGUUCUUUGUGGUGCAAUGCCGCUUGGAGCAAUUGGGCUCCAAGCUUUCCGACUUCCGAGGGUUCAGGGGCAAUGUACACAGGUUCUACCAGACUCAUUUUAUUCCGGACCGCGUGUUGGACAAGGAAUUGGCUCCGGCGAGAGCUCCCGCGGCUGGUGUGGAAGUGCCGAGACCAGUAGUCACUCCUUAUUACGAGCGAGAAAACUGGUAGACUGAAACAUGGACACGUGGUCCCACUGUCAGACUUCCGUCACCCUGCCUCCCUCCUCAGUCAUCAAAUCCGGCAAUAGGAGAAACAGUGACGCUUGAAUUAAUAUAGCUGGUCGGGAUGGGCGUCAUGGAGAGGGUAAAUAUGGUGCUAUAAUGAUUAGCAGGUUGGCAA